GCGCGGCGACGCCGGCGCUGCCUGGUCCCGUGACUGCGCGCCCAGCCCCGGCCGCGGCCGCCGCGUAUGCAGUCCCCGGCGGUGCUCGUCACUUCCAGGCGAGUUCAGAAUGUCCACACGGGCCUCGACCUGACGGUGCCCCAGCACCAGGAGGUGCGGGGCAAGAUGAUGUCCGGCCACGUGGAGUACCAGAUCCUGGUGGUGACCCGGCUGGCCGUGUUCAAGUCGGCCAAGCACAAGCCCGAGGAUGUCGUCCAGUUCUUGGUCUCCAAAAAGUACAGCGAGAUUGAGGAGUUUUACCAGAAACUGAGCAGUCGUUAUGCAACAGCCAGCCUCCCCCCGCUCCCCAGGAAGGUCCUGUUUGUUGGGGAGUCUGACAUCCGGGAAAGGAGAGCCGUGUUCAAUGACAUUCUGCGCUGUGUCUCCAAGGAUGCCGAGCUGGCAGGCAGCCCAGAGCUGCUAGAAUUCUUAGGCACCAGAACCCCAGGGGCUGCGGGUCUCACCAGCAGAGAUUCCUCCAUCCUGGGUGACACACACAGCCAGGCAGGGGACGAUGAGGAGGCUUUUGACUUCUUUGAGCAGCAAGACCGAGUGGCGGGUGAGGGUCCGCCCAGCCUGGGCCUGAAGGACGAAGAUGCAGAGAAGUCCUUGGAGGAGGAGGAGGAGGAGGAGGAGGAGGUGCUGGAUCCUCUUGGCAUCAUGCGCUCCAAGAAGCCCAAGCCACAGCCUAAAGUGGCCAUGAAGCCCAGGCCCUCUCCGCGGCUCACCAUCUUCGACGAGGAGGUGGACCCUGACGAGAGGCUCUUUGGCCCGGACAGGAAGCUCUCCCCGCAGGGCCCUGCACAGGAUGCGCCUCCCACAGACCCCCUGAAGCUGUUUGACGAUCCUGACCUUGGUGGCGCCGUCCCCCUGGGAGACUCCUUGCUGCUGCUGCCAGCCCCCCGUGAGAGUGGAGGGCCCACCUCCAGCUCGGGCCGCAGGGACACCUCCGAGGAGCUGUUCAGAGUUGAAGAGGACUUGGACCAGAUUCUGAACCUGGGGGCUGAGCCCAAACCCAAGCCACAGCCUAAGCCCAAGCCACCAGUGGCAGCUAAGCCAGUGCUACCCAGAAAACCAGCUGUUCCCCCCAAAGCGGGCCCAUCUGAAGCGGGGGCUGGGCAGCAGAAACCGCAGCAGCAGAUCCAAGCCAUGGACGAGAUGGACAUCUUGCAGUACAUCCGGGACCAUGACACACCUGCCCAGGCCGCCCCCAGCCUCUUCUGACCCGCCCCGAGUGCUGGCUCUGGCCCAGCAGGCCCCCUGUGGAGGCAUGGGUGGGUGGGCAGGAGGGACAUGGGGCCCUGUGGGGCCAGGACCUCCACUGCCAAGGGAGGCAGG
Molecule: messenger RNA, 1377 nt
Organism: Microcebus murinus (gray mouse lemur)
Lineage: Eukaryota; Metazoa; Chordata; Mammalia; Primates; Cheirogaleidae
Gene: HS1BP3
Product: HCLS1 binding protein 3
Molecular function (GO): phosphatidylinositol binding
Source: RefSeq, a predicted model, not a curated record